This is a messenger RNA of Myripristis murdjan (pinecone soldierfish), 4301 nucleotides long. It is a transcript of the gene spire1a, whose product is annotated as spire-type actin nucleation factor 1a. Gene Ontology annotation, biological process: Golgi vesicle transport; polar body extrusion after meiotic divisions; actin filament polymerization. The transcript has 20 exons. NCBI's taxonomy places the organism in Eukaryota, Metazoa, Chordata, Actinopteri, Holocentriformes, Holocentridae. Gene Ontology annotation, cellular component: cell cortex; cytoplasmic vesicle membrane. The record is from RefSeq and is a predicted model, not a curated record. Bases 151 to 2625 code for a protein of 824 amino acids. Gene Ontology annotation, molecular function: microtubule binding; actin binding.
UGCCGCUGCUCGGCCACUGCUGAGAACAGCUGAUGGACACAUAACGUGGCCAACGGCUGCACCUAUGAAGCGGGCAGAGUUGGAAACAUUUGUUGAUUUCUUCCCUUCGCGAUUUUUCUCCUCAACUUCGCGUGUCUCUAUAAUGUGAGAAUGGCCAAGCGACCGGGGACUGACGACGGGAUGCUGAUUUCGCCCACCAUUCAGCGGGACUUCGCCGUCGAUUUGAACGCCGGGGACGUCAACAUGGAUUGUAGCGAUGGAGUCGAGGAGCUUUCCCUGGAAGAAAUUCUCACCUUGUACAGCCAGCCGAUUAACGAGGAGCAGGCAUGGGCCGUGUGCUAUCAGUGCUGCCGGACUUUAGCUCGGAAACACCGGAGGAGAAACUCCAAGGCAGCCGGUGCUUCAGCUAUCGACCAUCCGAGAAGGAUUGAAGGACCCGGGGAUGUCAGGAUCCGGAGAGACGGGACGGUUGAAUUGCACUACCAAGACAGCACAGAUAAAUAUAGAUCGGCCCACACUUCAUUAGAGGUGAUUGAUUCAUUGGGCAUCAUGAUCUACAAGGCUCUGGACUACGGCCUCAAGGAGAACGAGGAGCGUGAGCUGAGCCCACCCCUGGAGCACCUGAUCGACCUGAUGACCAACACUGCAGAGGCCGAAAGUGACCCCUGUCCCGAUGAGGGUUACGAGGCCACUGAGGAAGAGGAUGAGGAUGAGGACGAGGACGGCGGUGAAGGCGAGGGCGAAGGCGAGGAGGACCCUGCCUCUGCCACGACUGGCAGCACAGUCAGCGGCAUACGCAGCUAUCGAGACAUCAUUACGCUGUGUUCCUCACACCUACCCAGUCCCUCAGAUGCCCCCAACCAUUACCAGGCUGUGUGCCGCGCCCUCUACGCCGAGACCCGGGAGCUGCGCACCUUCCUGGAGAAGAUCAAGAGUGCCAAGGAGAACCUACGAAGGAUGGAACGUGAGACUCGGGAGGAACCUGUUAAAGACCUCAACGAGCUGCAGAAUGCAGAUUGGGCACGUUUCUGGGUGCAGGUAAUGCGAGACUUGCGGAAUGGUGUGAAGCUGAAGAAAGUCCAGGAGCGACAGUACAACCCUCUGCCCAUUGAAUACCAGCUCACACCCUACGAGAUGCUGAUGGACGACAUCCGCUCCAAACGUUACAAGCUGCGGAAAGUCAUGGUGAAUGGAGACAUUCCUCCAAGGUUAAAGAAGAGUGCCCAUGAGGUCAUUCUUGAAUUCAUCAGGUCGCGACCUCCUCUCAACCCUGUAUCGGCCCGUAAGCUGAAACCUCACCCCCCACGGCCCCGGAGUCUCCACGAGCGACUGCUGGAGGACAUUAAGGCUGAGAGGAAGCUCAGGCCUGUCUCACCAGACAUGAUCCGCAGAAACCGCCUGGUUAUGCGGCCGCUUAGCAUGUCUUACAGUUUUGACUCAUCAGGCUCAGGGAAAAGCAUCAGCACACCUCAGGACUUGUUCCGCAGCUCAGAUAUGAACACCCCUGAUGCUCCCAGGAAGCUGGCUGUCAGCACGCAGUCCCUGGCCAGUGGAGCCACGGCGCCGACUCAAGCAGCGGGCGGAGUGCAGCCGCUCAGUCAGAGGAAAAGGCUGCUCAGGGCACCUACCUUGGCCGAACUGGACAGCUCCGAGUCAGACGAGGAGGCCACACAGAGCAGCUCCAGCAUGGUGACGUCUUUGCAGGAGGAUACGUCUCCUGAGAGUGAUGUGGGGAAGAAAGCUCCCCCAAAGUUCCUUCCCAUCUCAGCCACGCCUCAGCCAGACAAGCGGCAGUCUCCACAGAGGAGACACUCCAUUGAGAAGGAGGCCCCCACCUGUGUCCGUCCCUUUGUGGCCCCCUCCAAACAGACCUCCAAGUCUUUGCUGAUGGCGGAUCCCAGCACCAAGGUGGAAGUUGCCAGCGGUGCUCAGGGCACGGAGGAGUUCUGCUACCCAGUGGAGUGCCUGGCUCUGACGGUGGAGGAGGUGAUGCACAUCAGGCAGGUUCUGGUCAAGGCUGAGCUGGAGAAGUUUCAGCAGUACAAGGAUGUAUACACUGCCCUCAAGAAAGGAAAGCUCUGCUUUUCAUGUCGGACUAAGAGGUUCUCCCUCUUCACAUGGUCCUACACCUGCCAGUUCUGCAAGCGGCCUGUGUGCUCUCAGUGCUGUAAAAAGAUGCGGCUGCCAUCGAAGCCCUAUUCCACCUUGCCCAUCUAUUCGCUGGGCUCCGGUGCCAUACUGAAGGAAGAGGCAAGCGCAUCCUCCUCCUCUACUCCUGCUCCUGCUCCCGCUCAGCCAGAAAAGGCCCCAUUUGGGUCCUCACACAACCGUCACAGCCUACGUCGGACGGUUUACAAGUUGUCCAAGCACGGCAGCAGUAGCAGCAAGGAGGGCCGCUCGCUGGAUGAACCAGAGCUGCCCAAGGAGAUGACUGAGGACUGGGCCUCCAUGGAGGUCUGCGUGGACUGCAAAAAGUUCAUCACGGAGAUCAUCUCCUCCAGCAAGCGCAGCCUGUCUGUGGCCACAAAGCGGGCCCGCCUCAAUCGCAAAACCCAGUCCUUCUACAUGUCGACUUCUAGCUCGGUGAACUUCAGGCCCAUGGACCGCACCAUCAAUGAGGUGUAGGAGCCACCACGUGUUCUUCAAUCCUUUCGUUCACCCCCUCCCUUAAAGGAUCUUGCCUGAGUCGGUUGACGAACAAAACAUCGUAUUCGAUCUAGGUUGAAACUGACAGGUCAUUUUUAGCCUCACUUCAGUGUUUAAGAGAAAAAUCAAAAGUGACCAUGACCCCAGUCCAUCACCCCACCACCCCAAAGUUAGUAAGGUUGGUAUACCUUACCCCCUCUCAGGAAAAGUUGCUUUGUUGUGAUGGUUGUGAAUAAGACCAGUGGUCAGGACCCUGUUGUUAUAAUACUUUUAGCUGCCAGAUAACAAUGGAGAGACCCAGUUUUCUGUGAGCGUCGGUCAUGAUUCAGGGCAGGGUAUCGGUGGGUAACAUGGAUAAAUCAAGCUGCUGAUGUCACAGAUGAACCAAGUAGGAGUAUGUACAUUUAAAACAAGUGGGAAGGGCUGCGGUUCUUCCAGUCAGAUGUUGACAGAGAUAAAGUGUAAAUAGCAUAAAGGCCCUACCCAAAUCUUGGCUGUACAUACGUUUUCCAGUUCCUGUUUACUGCUAGCACUCAGGAAGAACAACCGAUUGUCUUUUGACAGAAAUGCACUGUAGAUCCACUCGUCAGGUCUGCUGGGGUAGUCCUCUGCCACUCCCCCGCCCUCCCUUCCCCCCUCCAACACGAUUAUGCCAAAUGUUACAUCAUUUGUUAUUAUUUUUAACCAGUUUCCAUCAAAUGUAGAGAUUUGUCAAACAUAUUUACUGUUCUCUCAGAGGAUGUUGAAAUGACAAGUCGGGGGGCAAGAAUAGUGUGUUUCUGGGUGGGUUUUAGCCACUUUGAUAUGAUGUACAUUAAAAUUGUGUGCCUGGUGCCAAAAUAAUUUCUUCUCUCUGAAUGCCUUUCUAAUUAAGGACCUAUUGUACAUAGUUGUGAUAAAAAUUAAAUGGGGAACAUUACAGGGGGAAAUGAUAUUUGGUUUCCGGCCUUGCCAUGUUCCAAGCUGGGCAAUAGAAGCACAGAAGUGUGGGUUUAUGAAUGUGUACAUGCUGUAUAUCUAAAUUGUUCCAAACCAUGAAUUAAAUCUAAUAAUCAAAAACCUUUACUAAGUGAUGUAAAAAAGGGGGAAAUUUUACUGGAUUUUUUUUAAUGGAAUACUAUAAAAAUCCAGGCACAGGCAUAACUUGAAAGGCCUUCGUUUUGACAUUGUAGGGUAACAACUCAUUUUGACAUCGUCCCACACACACACAAACACACACAGAAGUCAUGCCUGGAUCUAGAUUUUUAUGUUUCCACAUUAGAAGUAUAAUUUUGCUAUGUUUCUUUUAAGUUUUUUUUUUCCUUGUGCCUGUGAAGUUUCAAAUCCUGAUGCGCACCAUUUCAGAGUCUUCUCUUAAACCUUUAUUAUUAGUGUCAUUAUACUUUGUGUCAAUCUAAUAUAAAGAUUUUAUUUUAUUUGUAUUGUCUGUAAAGUCCCUGUUAAGAUACCCCUCUAAAUCUCAAAUAGCACUUUUACUGGAGAAAUGUAUUAUUUAUGUUGCGUUUGUCUUAAUUUCUGUCUUUUCUUUUUUUCUUUUUUUUUUUUUAAUUUUUGUUUUUCACCUCUUGGGGUCCAUAGUGCCAUUUCCUAGGGUUCCUCGUGGAUGAAAGUUUGUGUGAAUGGUGCCAACUUUUAUUUUUUUUGUUAACAAAAAA